Nerophis lumbriciformis (worm pipefish) is the source of this 558-nucleotide messenger RNA. NCBI's taxonomy places the organism in Eukaryota, Metazoa, Chordata, Actinopteri, Syngnathiformes, Syngnathidae. The record is from RefSeq and is a predicted model, not a curated record.
AUGGUGGGUAUGAGUCUACUCAGGUCUGUCGCUGCAAUUGCAGCCAGACUGACUCCGGUGAAAUCAGGAAAUGCGGCGACAAAUUUACUUGUUCGUACAAUACCGCGUACGGAAAAAGUGGCUGUCCGUUGGGGUCAUGGAAAGAAAAUGUUUGUCAUCAAACCAACUGAGUUCUAUGACAAACGAUUUCUUCGCCUGUUGCAAUUCUACAUCCUUCUGACUGGAAUUCCAGUGGCUAUAAUUGUCACGUCUGUGAAUCUAUUCAUUGGUGAAGCGGAGCUGGUAGAAACUCCCGAGGGAUAUGAACCUGAGCACUGGGAGUACUACAAGCACCCCAUCACUAGGUGGAUUACCAGAAAUGUAUUUGAUUCUCCAGUGAAGGACUACGAAAAGAUGAUGGCUGCGAUCCAAAUAGAAAAAGAGAAGGCAGACAUGAGGCUGGCACAGCUGGAGGUGCGCCGACACAUGCGCCGGAGAGGAGACGGCCCCUGGUUUCAGAUAGAGACUCUCGACAAGAACCUAAUUGACUCCAGCCCUAAAGCAACACCUGAUAACUGA